CUCCCCUUUUUACUUGUAGAUCAUGAGCAGCAUUUUAAAGUUUCAAGGCUAUAACUAUCUUAGACAAAGACUAAUUCUCGCCACUUUAAGCGGAAAGCCUGUUCGUAUUGAAAAAAUCAGAUCUGAUGAUGAAAAUCCAGGUUUACGAGAUUUCGAGAUUAAAUUUCUCAACUUGUUGGAAAAAGUAACCAAUGGAUCAGUUAUAGAAAUCAGUUAUACAGGUACUUCUGUCUUGUAUAGACCAGGAGCUAUAGAAGGUGGACGAAUUCAGCACGAUUGUGGAACAGAGAGGAGCAUUAGUUAUUAUUUGGAGCCUAUGGUCGCACUUGCACCUUUUUCAAAGAAGCCUUUUGUGCUGACGUUAGAAGGAAUAACAACGGACCAUGUCGAUCCAUCGGUUGAUAUUAUUCGUACAGUAUUGCUACCACAAUUAAAACGAUUUGGUGUGGAUCAGAAUUUGGAAUUAAAGAUCACAAAAAGAGGUGCACCACCAUUAGGAGGCGGAGAAGUUGUUUUUUCAUGUGUGCCCAUUCGUCAGCUUAAACCAGUUCAAUUUACAGAGGAGGGACGUAUCAAGCGAGUACGUGGUAUUGCAUACUGUACUCGAGUAUCGCCUCAAACAGCCAAUCGACUAGUAGAAUCAGCACGAUCUUUGUUGAAUAGAUAUAUUCCAGAUAUUUAUAUUUACACAGAUGUAUAUAAAGGAGCAGAAAGUGGAAAGUCUCCGGGCUAUGCAUUAUCACUCGUUGCUGAGUCAAACACAGAUGUAUUGUUAUCCGCAGAAAAGGCAGCAGAACCUGGACAAACACCUGAGGAUGUUGGUCUCAUGGCUGCUAAACUGCUAUUGAACGAGAUUCGAAAAGGAGGAUGUGUGGAUACAACGAGCCAAUGGUUAAAUAUAUUAUUAAUGAUUUUAGCACCUGAAGAUGUUAGCAAAAUUAGAAUUGGAGAUCUCUCUGCCUUUACGAUACAAUAUUUACGUGAUAUCAAAUCAUUCUUUGGUGUCUCUUUCAAGAUUCAGCCCGAUACAUCCAAUGACACUAUCCUUAUGACGUGUAUGGGUAUUGGCUAUGUUAAUCAUAACAAAAAGACUACAUAAUAAAAUGGCCAUCUUUUGUAUUUACUGCAGACAUCCUGUCCCACUUUAAAGCACUUUAAUAAUGUUGUCACAAUUAGUCAUCAACAACACACUACCAAAGCCUUGCCUAACCUAAGGCUGUCCAGUU
Rhizopus microsporus ATCC 52813 is the source of this 1226-nucleotide messenger RNA. Its product is annotated as 18S rRNA biogenesis protein. The record is from RefSeq and is a predicted model, not a curated record. NCBI's taxonomy places the organism in Eukaryota, Fungi, Mucoromycota, Mucoromycetes, Mucorales, Rhizopodaceae. Gene Ontology annotation, biological process: ribosome biogenesis; endonucleolytic cleavage of tricistronic rRNA transcript (SSU-rRNA, 5.8S rRNA, LSU-rRNA). The coding region runs from base 23 to 1099 and encodes 358 amino acids. The transcript is spliced from 7 exons. Gene Ontology annotation, molecular function: RNA endonuclease activity. Gene Ontology annotation, cellular component: nucleolus.